CGGGGCCGCUCGCGCCUCGCGGCGGUUGCCUCCCCGCGCCCGCGCCUCCUCUCGCCGUCGUCGACCCUUUUGAGGUGCGAAUGAUUGCUGGCCGGCCUCGCGUCCCCACGACGGCGGCGCGGCGUCCUCCCCGCCUCGUGCCGCGCGUGUUUUGAGCCUUGGCUUGGCGCUGCCCGCCUUGUUGCCUUGCUCUCUCGGGCGGCCGCCGGGGCUCGUAGUCGUCGUAGGCUAGGGGGCGCGAGGCGAGCAAGCAGGGGGGAUCUUUUUCCCUCCCCACGCCCAGCCGGCCGCCGUGAGAACACGCGGUGCGUCGUCUCCGCGUCGGAACAGAACAGUGGGUUGGUUUUCCAUCUCAUCUGCUCGUUGUGGUUGUUGGCUGCGGGAAAGGGUUCUCGGGAAAAGGUUUCCUCUUCGGGGGCAUCACGUAGCGUAGGCCUCGCCGCUUCCCUUCUCUUCCCUCCAACUGGCUGGCGCCUCUGCGAGCUCCUGCUCCUGCUGCUACCACCCACAGACCCACUCCGCUCGUUCUCCUCCCUUGGCGCUACGCUUUCUGCAUUUUACUCUGCCGGGCUCUGGCGAGGCCCUCUCGGUUUUGGCCUCUCUGCAGCAGGCCUCUGUACAAAGCUUCUUCCCGUUUCUUCUGGUACAGCUAGGCGGACCACGGCGCACGCCAUGGGCCGCGCGAUGAGGUGGCUCAAGAAGGUCCUCACCGGCGCCAAGAAGGAAGGGGAGAGGGGCCGCAAGGAGCAGCACAAUGCCGCGUGCGCAGGCGGCGGCCUGCCGCCGGUGGAGAAGCGGCGGUGGAGCUUCGCGAAGCCGAGGCACAGCGUGGCAGACGGCGGGCGGAGGCCCUCGGUGACCACCGUCGCCGCCGGGGAGCUGUCGCAGGUGCGCCCGUGCAACUGCGGCCUGGAGCGCGAGGCGGAGGCCGCCGUCGUCAUCCAGAAGGCCUUCAGAGGGUACUUGGCAAGGAAGGCGCUGCGUGCUCUCAAGUCGCUGGUGAAGCUGCAGGCUCUGGUGCGUGGCUACCUCGUGAGGAAGCAGGCGGCCACGACGCUGCGCCGGCUGCAAGCGCUCAUGAGGCUCCAGGCCAAGACGGCGUCGUCCCGGAAAUCCGUUGAACAAGAGCGGAUUGUUGGGCGCGCGAAGCCGGUGACGCUGCCGGUGGUGCACCGCCGGCGGCUGUCCGACGGCGGGGACACUGGGUUCGAUCGCAGCCCGAGGAUCGUGGAGAUGGACACGUGCCAGCUCCGCUGCCGGUCGUCCCGCAUCGCGAGCCGGUACGCCGCCGACCCGCCGGGCGCCUCGCCGCUGCUCUACUUCCUCAAGCCGGCGUCGCGCCUCGGCCAGGGGCAGGAGCUGGAGCCGCCGCCGCCGCACCCGAAGACGACCCACAACACGCCCCGCCUCGGCGCGUUCCGGGGCUACCUCAGCUCGCCGGCGGCGAAGCCCGGGCGCGGCGCCACGUGCCGGGACGCCGGGAGCAGCCCGCGGUACAUGGCGGACACGGCCUCGUCCGUGGCGCGCACCCGGUGCCAGAGCGCGCCCAGGCAGCGGCAGGGCGAUGAGCACGCGGCGGCGCUUGGGCAGGCGCCCGCGGCGGCCGAGCCGAGGCCCAGCGUCGGGUCCAGGAAGCAGGCGCGGCCGCAACCGCAGGCGCCGGACAGCUUCAGCUUCAAGAGCUCGGAGGCCAGCCGCGUGGACUCGGCGCUCAGCGACGAGGACACCAGAGACUACUACCUGGACCGGCUCUGGUGAUUCAGCCAUGGCCCAUGGCACCAGCUGGUUCGGGAGAAGAAAAGCUUUAACAUUUUGGUACAUACUAGCAUUAGGAUUAUUAGGAUCAAGAUGGCUUAGGCCAUGGCAAGAUCUGACUACUACUAAUCUAGAAGGACUAUUAUGUAGCUGAAUCGAGCAUCAUCAUCAUCAGAUCGAGGGAAAUAAAAUCUGUUCUGGCAUGACCA
Molecule: messenger RNA, 1964 nt
Organism: Panicum virgatum (switchgrass)
Lineage: Eukaryota; Viridiplantae; Streptophyta; Magnoliopsida; Poales; Poaceae
Exons: 4
Coding region: 673-1758 (361 amino acids)
Molecular function (GO): protein binding
Source: RefSeq, a predicted model, not a curated record